AUGUCAAAGACAGAUGGUCCUAAACAUGAUCCCAGUACAGAAAAAGCUGGCGAAGAACAACAGGGACGUCCUUACAACCGUUCAUAUUCGGUAGGAGUGGCCGAAAAUCAAAACUCAAAGUUCCGUAAGACCAUGGAAGAUGUUCACACGUACGUGGAGAACUUUGGGUCGAGGCUAGACUGGGGUUAUUUUGGAGUUUUCGAUGGACAUGCUGGUUCCCAGGCUUCGAAGUGGUGCGGAGCACAUUUACAUUCGGUACUAGAAAAGGAUAUAAUGGACGAUGAGAGUAGAGAUGUCAGAGAGGUGCUCAACGACGCAUUUUCUUACGCUGAUGAGCGCAUAAAUUCGGAUUUGGGAGGUAACAGUGGAUGCACAGCAGCUGUUGGCGUGUUGCGUUGGGAAGUGCCUGAAAAUCUGCCUAACGAGAAAAUAGAGUUGGACCAGCAUAAGCGAAUGCUUUACACGGCCAACGUAGGAGAUACGAGAAUUGUUCUGUGUCGUAACGGCCAUAGUGUGAGAUUGACCUACGACCACAAAGCGUCCGACAUACUGGAGAUGCAAAGAGUUGAAGCAGCAGGAGGUCUUGUCAUGAGAAGUCGUGUUAACGGAAUGCUAGCAGUCACACGCUCCCUGGGUGACAAGUUUUUUGAUAGUCUGGUCGUGGGCAACCCGUUCACCACGAGCGUGGAAAUAACAACAACAGAUCAGUUCCUCAUCAUAGCAUGCGAUGGAUUGUGGGACGUGCUUGAGGAUCAGGAGGCCUGCGACGUUAUCAAGGGUAUUGAUGACGCCAACGAGGCUGCCAAGGUUUUGGUUCGGACGGCGUUAAAACAGGGUACAACUGAUAAUGUUACAGUUAUGGUAGUGAUGUUUGACAACAAUUCUUAA
Lachancea sp. 'fantastica' is the source of this 888-nucleotide messenger RNA. NCBI's taxonomy places the organism in Eukaryota, Fungi, Ascomycota, Saccharomycetes, Saccharomycetales, Saccharomycetaceae. The record is from the annotation of a GenBank genome assembly.